Porites lobata is the source of this 844-nucleotide messenger RNA. NCBI's taxonomy places the organism in Eukaryota, Metazoa, Cnidaria, Anthozoa, Scleractinia, Poritidae. The record is from the annotation of a GenBank genome assembly.
GAAAACACACUAGUAAACGAAGAACGACUUCUUACAACAAGCCCUUCAAUACUCGCUGAUAUAGCCAACGAUCCUGCAGAAGAUAGCCUAUUAGCUUCGGAUGACGAAGACAUACCGUGUGGACAAAUGUCAACAGGAAAGGCGCAAAAACACAAACCUUAAAGAAAAUGGGGAUCAGCCAUUGAAAAGAAACAGAAAGACUAACAAUACUGUGAGAAGAAACGGCGACCCCACAGAGGCCAAAAGACUAAACGUGAAAAAACCAAACACCAACGAUCAGAGAAAAUGGCGCCAAGUCCAAAUACCACGCAAAACGGGUCCACAGAAACGUCAUCAUGAUGACUCUCGUGAACAGAAAGAACACAUACCUUUUAAAAAACAGCGCCUUACUACAGAAGAGCUUGAAAACACCAUUAAGGACAAGAUACAAAAGUCCAAAGAAUCCAUCGCCAAACUGAAGAAACAUAUUGAGAAUAAUACAUGUCCAAAAACUUUGCGUUAUAACGCAAGGGCAAACAUUGCCCCGGACGAAGAAUUCAAACGAGACAUAAGCUGGAUUAGAAAAGACGCAGAACGAAAAGUUUUAGGCGCACUCGUUAAGUUUCACGACCGUAGAGUCGAAAGAAGCAAAUCUAAACUUGUAAAACUAGAGCAGGAAUCACGCAAAGAAAAGAGGAAAGACAUGUCAGAUAAGGUACCAUCUAAUACUCUAGAAUGCAGUCACGAACAGAAACUAGAGAAUAUCCAGACGAAAAUAGACGAACUCAACAAAAUGAAGUAUGUCUUACAAAAUGCUAAAGAGAAUAAACAAAGUGAAUCUUAUCCCAGAGUGUUUUCUGAGAAU